UGACUGCAGCUACCCCAAACCUCUAGUCAAGAUACCCCCGGUCCCAUGUCACCGACAGCAUGGUAUUCACGCUUGAGUCAGAAAUUGCAGUAGCUUGGUUUUAUUCCCUCUAAAGCUGACGCUUCUCUCUUUUUCCUUAACAAAGGACAUUUAACCAUGUUUGUUUUAGUAUAUGUGGAUGAUAUUAUAGUUGCCAGUUCUUCACAAAGUGCUACAGAUGCUUUAUUAAAGGGUCUUGAAGCAGAUUUUGCCUUAAAAGAUCUUGGAGACUUGCACUACUUUCUUGGCAUUGAAGUACAGAGAACAGAUGAUGGUCUCACAAUGAGACAAGAAAGAUAUGCAACUAAUUUACUUCAGCGUGUAGGGAUGACCAACUGUAAGUCAGUCACAUCUCCUUUAUCAGUGUUAGAAAAGCUGUCUAUUACUAGUGGAGAACAGCUAGGGCCAUUGGACUCCACUCGGUAUCGGAAUGUAGUUGGAGCACUACAGUAUCUCACCUUGACUCGUCCAGAUAUUUCUUUCUCUGUUAACAAGGUUUGUCAGUUUUUACAUGCUCCUACUACUACUACUCAUUGGUCAGCAGUUAAAAGAAUUCUUCGGUAUGUACAUGGUACAAGAAAUGUUGGUCUUAAGAUAAGUAAGAAUUCAUCUAUGCUUGUCAGUGCUUUCUCCGAUACAGAUUGGGCAGGAUGUCUAGAUGACAGAAGAUCAACAGGAGGUUUUGCUGUGUUUCUUGGAAAGAAUCUUAUUUCAUGGAGUGCACGCAAGCAAGCCACGGUCUCUCGGUCUAGUACAGAAGCAGAGUAUAAGUCUUUGGCUAAUGCUACAGCAAAGGUAAUGUGGGUACAAAAAGUGCUUGAUGAGUUAAAAAUUAGUCACCCAACUACUGCUUGUCUUUGGUGUGAUAAUUUGGGAGCUAAGUAUUUGUCAUCAAAUCCUGUCACUACGCCAGAUCCUCACACCUCUGACGGGAUACCUGUG
Oryza sativa Japonica Group (Japanese rice) is the source of this 981-nucleotide messenger RNA. NCBI's taxonomy places the organism in Eukaryota, Viridiplantae, Streptophyta, Magnoliopsida, Poales, Poaceae. The record is from RefSeq and is a predicted model, not a curated record.